Limulus polyphemus (Atlantic horseshoe crab) is the source of this 2229-nucleotide messenger RNA. RefSeq names its product glucose-6-phosphatase-like. Lineage: Eukaryota; Metazoa; Arthropoda; Merostomata; Xiphosura; Limulidae. Gene Ontology annotation, molecular function: glucose-6-phosphatase activity. Gene Ontology annotation, biological process: gluconeogenesis; glucose 6-phosphate metabolic process. The record is from RefSeq and is a predicted model, not a curated record. The transcript has 7 exons. Gene Ontology annotation, cellular component: membrane. The coding region runs from base 198 to 1265 and encodes 355 amino acids.
UGUGGUGACCAAUACAUCUCGCAGAAGGAAGAGGAGAAGAGAGGUAGAAAGAGAGAGGGAUAGAGGGGGAAGAGUCCAGAAUUCAACUUUCAGUGAAUGUCUGCCUGAUUUGGUUGAAGAGACCAACUGGUAAGAGGUUUUUUUUAUCCUCUCAGCCUGUCAUUUUGUGAACUACAAAAUCCACAGUUUCAAAAACAAUGGAUCUGGUAUACGAGAACAGCGUUUCCGCAAUUGAAACUUUACAAACAAAGUUUCACCAGCAGAAAGACUUCUUCUUCACUAUUUCGAACUUUGGGGAUGCACGUCAUGUUUUUCUUUUUUAUGCACCUUUGCUUUUCUCAUUGGAUCGCAGGAUAGGGACGAAGCUGAUGUGGGUUACCAUCAUUGCUGAAUGGUCCAACCAAGUUCUGAAAUGGAUGCUUUACGGAGAACGCCCCUACUGGUGGAUACAUGAAACACAAGUUUACAACAAGACAGGCUCCAAUACACCAGCAAUUCAGCAGUACUUCCUGACAUGUGAGACUGGACCAGGGAGUCCUUCAGGGCAUGCCACGAUAGCUGCUGCUGUGUGGUACAUUCUUAUCACAGCCUUUCUGGAGAAGUCUGGGCCCGUCAGCAAAAAUAGUAAGAACAUGCUGGUUUCUGUGAGUUGGUCAAUCUAUACAAUCUUGCUGUGUGUGGUCAGUCUAUCUCGAGUGUACAUUGCUGCCCAUUUUCCUCAUCAGUGUUUGUUAGGAAUGAUUAUUGGCUGUGGUCUCGGUAUUACCAUGAGUAAGAUUUCUCUGGACAGUUUGAAGUUGAAGCAUUACAUGAUGGCAACCGCUGGACUGCUGGGCAGUGCUUUGACCACCUACGCUUUUCUACAUGCCUUAGGUCUAAAUCCUCGUUGGUCAGUGGAUAGGGCUAUGAAAUGGUGUGCGAAGCAGGAAUUUAUUCACCUUGACACAACCCCUUUCUUCUCUAUGAUGCGCUACUGUGGCUUUAUGUUGGGUAUGGGCAUUGGUCUCAAUUCUAUUUUGAACAAGAAAGCUGAAGAAGUCCCCUUCACUACGGGUAUGAAGAUUGCUUCUGCCAUCUUGGCUAUUGGCGUGACAAAAUUGUUUGAGCGAGUCCCUCUGCCAAGAUACAACAUUAACUUUUUCUACUUCUCCGCGUUCGUCGUUUACGCCAUUUUACCUUUUUUGAUGAUUGCUGUGGCUCCGUAUAUCGUGUCCAGAGUAUGGCCAGCAGUCGUCAGGCCAAUAGCUAAGAAGAAGAAACAGUAGGUGUAUACUAUUGACCACACAAUCUUGUAACAACUGACGAACAAAUCGUUUUGUUUCUUUCCACAUUGGAGACGAAUAAACUGCCACCAUGGUGAUUACUUUAAAUGCAUAAAUUAAAUUGUUGAUUAUUAUAGGCGUCGGAAAAAUAUGUGUAGUUCUAGGGCCAAAUUUUCACUAGAAGUUCGAAUUUUGGCCCAUUUUGUUGUAGCAACUGCCAAAAAUAUAGUGGAAGUCUUAAGAAAAACAUAAAUCAACGCGAAAUAAGCAGUUUAAUGACCAACUUACAUAAACUUCCAUUUUUACCUUAAGCUCUUCACUUUAUAUUUUUUAUCUUCAGCAGCUACCAACUCUAUUUGAGUAUCUUAUUUACUUAUUUUGAGUCACAUUUCUGAGCCAUAAACUCAAUUCGGGUGGGGAGGUAGUAAAACUGUAAAAAUUUAUGGGGGGAGGAGGUGAAAAAAUGAUAUCCCUGUUCCGAGGCCUAUGAAGUUAGGUAAUUUUUGUGAAAAAUAUUUUACAGUAUUUUAAUCGCUUGAAUAAAGCAAACAUUAAGGUGCAAAUCAAGUAUUUUUUAAUUAUUCAAUAAUUUAUCAUUUUGAUAACAGUAAUUCUUGUCUGUAAACCCAAAAUGGAUAUUCAUGAUGAAUAUUCUACUUGGUACUAUACAUAAAAAUAGUCUUUUUGUAAGAAAGAAACAACAAAGGGUAAGUAUACAAAACCAACUAUUACAAUACAUGGAUUGUUCCUGUCAAUUAUGUUAAUUAACAUUUUACUGUAGUGUUGGAAUGUAUGCAUAAUAACGUUACUACUAAUAUAAUAUGUCGUGUUGAAAUUCAAUGUCCAAAUGUAUCUCAGACUUGUGUAAAUAUUUAACCGCGUCUUAGUUUGUCUUUUACAUUGAAUAUUACACUUCAAAAACUGUAAAUAAUAAACACUUGUUUAAUAAAGUGACUUUUUUUUUUAA